AGGUAACGGGGAGAGGGAGGGAACCAGGACGCGCCCACACCAUGCCACCACGGCCGCGAGGGGUCGAUGCGCACUACGCCAUCGCGGCGGUCGCCGUCACGGUGUUGAUAAACAGGAGGAAGGACCUCAAGCUCAUCCCGGGGCUGUUGCAUCCGAAUGGAGGCAAGACGAAGAAGAUGCUUAUCGGCACCGGGGGCAUCUUCGUGUUCGAGCAAGUCGUGAGGAAGGCGCUGGCCAAGGCGGGUAUCAAGCUUCCCUCUUCCCUCGUGUCCAUGGUGUUGGCCUUCAUCCUGCUCAAGGCGUACGAGUCGUCGAAUGGCAAGGAGGAGGCGGACAAGGCCGCAGACUACUUCGGCCCCGCGGUGGAGCACCUGGGGAAGUGGAUGCCCCUCUACCUGGCUCCCCCGCUUAUCGUCCUUCCGAACGCCCUCUCGGAGGUGAAGGGUGCGGCGAUGUGGGCACGACUGGGGGGCGUGCACGUGGUGGGUUGGGCGCUGUCGAUUCUGUCCACCGCAGCCGUCGCCAAGGCCACCCAGAACGCCAGCGACGCGUCGAAGCCGCCCGGCGCUGGAGGCGAGGUGAGCACGGGGGGCUUCGCAGAAGCCGUCCCCGCGGAGCCUGUGGGCGGGGUGCAGGACGCCGCCGCCGUGGGCGACAUGAGCGGGGAGGGUGCCGGUUGUGACACGAGUGCUGCGGCUACCGGGGAGGAGGGAGGGGCCAAGGUUAAGAGCAAGGAGGAGAAGGCCGCGGACAUGCGGAAGGCCUGGGCGGUGAUCACCGCGGCCACGUACGCGCUUCUGCCGUGGUGCGAGGAGGGGCCGGCGGCGGUGAGCACGACCGUCCUGUCCCUCUUGCACGCGAAUGCGCUGCCCCCCGGCGUGAAGAAGAUCUUGCACCCGCUGGUGGUCUGCAGCCUCAUCACCGGCGGCGCUUCGUACGGCCUGGGGGCUGCGAGAGAUCUGCCCCUCAAGGCCGCGCUCGAAGGCUAUUUCCCGAAGGCGGGCAUGGUCUCCGGCGGUGCAGGGGACUUGUUCUUCGGAGUCCUGAACGCCUCCUGCUGCGCCCUGGGUUUCCGCAUGUUCUACAACCGCGACAUCCUCAGCAAGAACCUGAGGCCGCUCCUGGCGAGCACCUUGUGGUCGUCGAUGACGUCACUCUUCGGCACGGCAGCGGCGGCUGGCGCGGUGGGCCUUACCCCGCGCCUCAGCAUGACCCUCACCCAGCGGUCCGUGAUGUCGUCCCUCGGCAUCCCGGCAGCAUCCCUCCUCGGAGGAAACCCCGCCCUCGCCGUUGCCUCCAUUCUCGUUACCGGCGUUUACGGUGCAUCCGUGGGCACGGCCGUUCUGGACGCGAUGGGGGUAGGCAGCGAUAACCUCGUGCCACGCGGGAUCGCUAUGGGCGCAUCGGCGCACUCGAUCGGGACGGCAGCGCUCAUGGAACGAGAACCCGAGGCUGCCGCCGUCGCCAGCGUCGCGCUGUGCUUGGCGGGUAUCUUCCACACUGCCGUUUGCGCCGCCCCUCCGGCCCAACGUCUCCUCCGUGUUUUGGCUCUCGACCGAUGAAGGCGUUGUUGCAGCGGCAGCAGUAUCAGCAUUCAGGCACCGAGAAGUAGAUACUUACGGCUACUUUUUGGCGUACCGUUUAGCCGACAGAGCAGGAGAGUAUCAUGUUGGUGGCAUGAGGAGCGCCGCUUUGAAUGGUUUGGAAUUAAGCCCCCCGCGGUUAAAAUGGACAACGUUUCGGGCGGCAUACAGCAGCCUUUCUGCAUGGGCUUUUAAGCCGAAAGCUCACUCCACGUUGCUAUUAUAAACCGGCGUGCUAUGGCACACGUGAGGCCAUAUGUCGGGGUGUAGGAGGUACUGUAGGCUUGUCGUCCUCGUGUUGCGGUGCACUUAUUUGUUUUUUUCGGAGGGUUCCAGUCUAUGUUGUUUAGCUCCCGAGCCGUGGCUACACGAAAUGGAGGGUACGCGGGGAUGCAACAGGGUGCCGCAGGUGACAUAUACCACACCCCCUGCACCAAUUUUCAUAGCUGGAUCACUCCACAGUAGGAAGAACGGUGGUGCCGAAAAUGCCGAAAAUGCCGGGAGGCGUUGGAACCCUCCCAUCGAGAUUGUUCCGAAAACGUGUGUCUAAAUAUUGCCAUCCUCUUCUUCGUGGGAAGUAGUCGAGCUUUGAAAAUGGGUCCAGGGGUGUAGUAUCUUGUGUCACCUGCUACGUGCUCUCGACCCCUUGUCGAAUUCCCAUCGGUUGAAUGGUGCGGUGCACUAGCAGGCUGCACGUGCUCUUGCUUCAGGUUUGCCUGCUUUGGCAUUAGAACUAGCUUCGAAACGUAUUUCGCACGCGAUUGGCUGUGGACGUUUUGUCAGUGCAGGAAAUAUUUCGCAGAAUGGACAGAAAAUGUGCGAUGGUGGGAAGGAAGACGCCAUCCACUGGACCCGCGUGUGCCGGUGUAAAAAGAUAACGGCCAUUUAAAUGGGAGACGAUGGUCCGGCCGU
Molecule: messenger RNA, 2495 nt
Organism: Ectocarpus siliculosus
Lineage: Eukaryota; Phaeophyceae; Ectocarpales; Ectocarpaceae
Source: the annotation of a GenBank genome assembly